Oryzias latipes (Japanese medaka) is the source of this 2313-nucleotide messenger RNA. RefSeq names its product solute carrier family 18 member A1 (gene slc18a1). Lineage: Eukaryota; Metazoa; Chordata; Actinopteri; Beloniformes; Adrianichthyidae. Gene Ontology annotation, biological process: xenobiotic transport; aminergic neurotransmitter loading into synaptic vesicle; transmembrane transport. The record is from RefSeq and is a predicted model, not a curated record. Gene Ontology annotation, cellular component: synaptic vesicle membrane; terminal bouton. Gene Ontology annotation, molecular function: serotonin:sodium:chloride symporter activity; xenobiotic transmembrane transporter activity.
AUAGCAGCCUCCCGUGUAGUUUAAUCAACGAUAACACGUGAAACGAAGGAGCGGCUGUUCUCCAGGGUUUGUUUCAUUUCCGUGCAGACAGGAGGUCCUGACGUGGACGGCUCUUCCUUCUGCUUCUCUGCAGACAUGGCCUGGCUCCGUCAGAGCAGAGCUUCUCCCAGACUGGUCCUGGUGGUGGUGUGUGUGGCUCUGCUGCUCGACAACAUGCUGCUCACCGUGGUCGUGCCGAUCAUCCCAACAUUCCUCUACGCCAUGGAGCAUCCCAGUCCAGAACCACAGACCUCAGAGCGCCCCUCCCCCACGCCACCGUCUGCACAGACAGUACCGAGGCUGUCCUCCUCCACCUUUUCUCCUCUGGUAUCUUUGUUUGAUAACUCCACCUUCAGCCUGCAGCAGGUCCAGCCCGAAGCGCCCAGAAACCCAAAUCCUACCCCGCCACAGCUCAUCAACGAGACCGCCAACGCCUCGGAGUCCUCCUGUCUCCAGGACAGCGUCUUUCUGGAGGAGGAAAACGUUCAUGUGGGUUUGCUGUUCGCCUCCAAAGCUCUCAUCCAGCUGCUUGUCAACCCGUUUGUGGGUCCGCUCACCAACAGGGUCGGCUAUCACAUCCCCAUGUUUGCAGGCUUCAUCAUCAUGUUUGUGUCCACCAUCAUGUUUGCCUUCUCAGGGACCUACGCUCUGCUGUUCUUCGCUCGAUCUCUGCAGGGAAUCGGCUCGUCCUUCUCAUCGGUGGCAGGACUGGGCAUGCUCGCCAGCGUCUACACCAACGAUGAGGAGAGGGGCAUCGCCAUGGGGAUCGCUUUGGGAGGCCUGGCCAUGGGGGUUCUGAUUGGAGCGCCGUUCGGGAGCGUGAUGUACGACUUUGUGGGAAAGAGAGCCCCCUUCCUGAUCCUGGCCCUUCUGGCUGUGUUUGAUGGAGCCCUGCAGUUGUGUAUCCUGCAGCCGUCAAAAAUCUGUCCUGGGAGCGUGGAGGGGACGCCGUUACUCACUCUUUUAAAAGACCCAUACAUCCUGAUCAGUGCAGGCUCGCUCUGUUUCGCCAACAUGGGCGUGGCGAUUCUGGAGCCAACUCUUCCCAUCUGGAUGAUGCAGACUAUGUGCUCUCCAAAAUGGCAACUUGGUGUGGCAUUCCUCCCUGCCAGCAUCUCUUACCUGAUAGGAACCAACCUGUUUGGAGUUCUGGCCAAUAAGAUGGGGCGGUGGCUUUGCUCCAUGUUGGGGAUGGUCAUCGUUGGCAUCAGUCUGCUGUGUGUUCCUUUUGCCACCAGCAUCUAUGGUCUUAUUGGUCCAAAUGGAGGUCUGGGCUUUGCUAUAGGCAUGGUGGACUCCUCUAUGAUGGCCAUCAUGGGUUACCUGGUUGACAUCCGUCACGCCUCUGUCUAUGGGACUGUGUACGCCAUCGCUGAUGUGGCGCUCUGCAUGGGCUUUGCUAUCGGACCAUCCACAGGGGGCGCUCUGGUCCAGGCGGUGGGAUUUCCAUGUCUCAUGGUGUUUAUCGGAGUAAUCAACAUUCUGUACGCUCCGCUGUGCCUCCUGCUGCGUAAUCCUGCUGUCCGAGAAGAGAAACUGGCUAUCAUUGAUCAAGAGUGUGUGAUGCACAGGAAAAGCUACAACACACACAAAGAGAGUCGUGAGUUUCCUCUGAGCGACUACAGCGAGGAGGAGGAGGAGGACACGGAGGAGUGAAAUCUUCACAAACAGGAUUGAUGUAAACCGUUUUGCUUUAAGUGUCUCCAUUAUAUAGCCGUGGGAGGUUCCACCCUGCAGGUUUAAACGGUAACUAAUGUGAAUGCAUAAAUGUUAACUCACUUAACAAUCAACGAGGGGACUGCUUGAUGGCCUUUUCAGCCACGCCCCUUUUGUAACUCCAGCUACAUGCCUUCUGUUUGCUGCCACGAAGCCUCUGAAUUGGUCUUCACUUUAAAUUUGGAUUUAAUCCUUUGGCAACAUAAACAUUUUUGUUUCACUUGAUUUGAUGUUCAAUUAAAAAAAAUUCAAAAGGAGAAACUGCUGCAAAAGAGUCCAGUUCUGUUUAAUCAUCUGUUCUAUUAAGUAAAUGUACACUUUCUUGAAGCGACCCAUUAACGACCUGUUUAUCAUCAACAUUCAUGUCUGUGUAACCAACCACAAAAAAGCAUUUUAGCUGACUGACAGACUUUCCUUUAGGAAAUCUGACUUUGAUUGUUGGAGUUUUAAACAAGAUUUUUGUGUGUUUUUUGUUGACUUUUUAGUCUUGAUCCAAAGUGUUAGGAUGUCAGCCUGUACUAGUUACUGUGUCGCCAUUAAAGCCUUUUGUCAGCUGGA